Messenger RNA from Coffea arabica (coffee), 2166 nucleotides. The record is from RefSeq and is a predicted model, not a curated record. NCBI's taxonomy places the organism in Eukaryota, Viridiplantae, Streptophyta, Magnoliopsida, Gentianales, Rubiaceae.
AUGUACUUGUUUGUGCUCGAUGAGGCUGUGGGAUGUGUCUUGAGACAGCAUGACGAUUCUGGGAAAAGGGAGCAAGCUGUUUAUUAUCUUAGCAAGAAAUUCACACCUUACGAGACAAAAUACACAUUUCUCGAAAGGAGUCGCUGUGCAUUGGUUUGGGCAACUCAGAAGCUGAGGCAUUACUUGCUUAGUCACACCACUUACUUUAUUUCUCGUUCAGACCCUUUGAAAUGUCUUGUUGUUGGUAAGGCAGAGGAUAUGAAUGAGCGAUGUGCUGAGUGGAGAUUGUUCUUUGAUGGGGGUUCAAAUUCUUUCGGAGUCGGUAUCGAAGCUGUGCUAGUAUCGCCUAAAGGAAAACAUUAUCCCGGUUCAGCUAAACUACGAUUUUUCUGCACUAACAAUAUGGCUGAAUAUGAGGCUUCUUCUCCCAUUAGCUGCACAUUCGACUGCACCAUUGACUCAUUUGCUGACUUGAAUAAUCUAGAAGAGUUCAUCAGCAACUUUGAGGCAAAGGGAUCUCUCCUGCAGAUUUUAUGCUCUAAACUAUUGGCGGUUCGGAGAGGUAUUCAGGGGUGGAACAAGCAGUUCUUAGGCAAUAUCUUUGAUGCAGUAAGAGAGGCGGAGGUAGGGCUACUGAGAGCUGAGGACGAUGUGGCGAAUGAUGACUCUGAGGGGCACAGUGGGGACCGGAAUUCCAAGUACUUCCAUGCGGUGGUUAAGCAACGGCAGGUGCAAGGAAUGAUACAUAGAGUUAAGAGAGCCGAUGGAGUGUGGGUGGAGGAUGAUGACGGCAUCGCGAUAGAGGCAAUUGCAUAUUUUUCUAACCUGUUUUCUGGAGACACAAGUUCAAAUUUGGAUGGGUUGCUAGGCUUGAUCCCGUCAAUGAUUACGGGGGAAGACAAUAUGGUCUUAGAGAAGAUUCCGACCAUGGAAGAAGUUAGACGAGAUGUUCACAAGGCUGUAGUAAGUUUCUUCUGUGGAGUGGAGUUAACUCGAUUUAUCACUUCUACCUCCAUUGUAUUGAUUCCCAAGACGGGUUUUGUCAAAGGGCGGAACAUUACAGAAAAUUAUUUACUAGCCCAGGAGCUGGUAACAGGCAUUGGCAAGAAGGCACGGGGAGGCAAUGUAGCGUUGAAAUUGGACAUGGCAAAGGAGUAUGACCGGAUGCCUUGGUUCCAUGUUAUUCAUGUUUUGCGAAAGUUUGGCUUUGGAGAGAGGUUCAUAGAUAUAGUAUGGUGGCUGGUAUCGAAUGUCGGGUUCUCGGUCAUUAUCAAUGGGGUGUCAAACGGGUUUUUUAAGUCAAGCAGGGGUCUAAGGCAAGGAGAUCCCCUAUCCCCUGUGUUGUUUGUAAUUGGGGCGGAGGUGUUAUCACGGGAAAUUUAUAACUUGGCUCGACAAGGGGGUUACGUGGGAUUUCGGGUCCCAAGGGAUUGCCCUACGGUGACGCACCUAGCUUUUGUAGAUGAUGUAAUAAUUUUCUCUAAUGGGUCUACUGCUGCGUUAAAACGCAUUAUGCAAGUCUUGGGGGCGUAUCAGAGGUUAUCGGGGCAGUUGGUGAAUGCUCACAAAAGUGGAUAUCUAGUUCAUUCGUCGCUGCCACCAGUUCACCGAAGGGUGAUUGAGAGGGUCACACAUUUCUCACGACAAACUUUCCCAUUCCGUGCACUUGAUGUCCGCUGCGGUUUUGCCAGGCUCGGUGUUCAGAAUGCUAGAAAAGGGGUGCGCCAACUUCCUAUGGGGUGCUUCGGAAGAAGAAAUGAAGUAUCAUUGGAUUGGCUGUUUCGAGCUGGGUCAUCGCUCUGGGCGAGCUUUAUGCGGGCUAAGUAUUGUAGGGACCUUCACUCGUGUCAGGUUCAACUGGGUAGAUACGCCUCCGGUACAUGGAGGAGAAUGCUAAACAUUAGCAAACAAGUGGAGCUGUCUGUAAUCUGGGCGUUGUUCUUUAAAGCUACAGCAAACCCCGCCCUCUCUUUCGAAGACUUCAUUGUGAAUGGGAAGUGGACCACCGAUCUGCUCUCGCGAGCCCUUCCCCUUGACCUAAUUCCUUCUGUCUUGCUCCACCCCGUGCCUCGGGGAGGGCGAACAGAUGAGAUCAUAUGGAGAUUGACUUCCUCCGGAAAAAUUCUCAUUGGCAUCGGCCUUCAAGGAGGUGCGCCAAGCUCGUAG